AUGAAAACCGUGGCUCAGAAUGAAACCGUGCAAUUCAGGAUUAGACGGCUGAUCGCAUCACAGCAUGAACAUGAGAAGACUUGGUGGCAAGGGAGACAGAGACUCCUAGCGAAGCAAAAAGCUCGAGCUGGAAACCAGAAGAAACUUGAUGAAGUCCUGUAUGAAUUCCAGCAGGCACCAGAAGAAGAUGAGCUCGAGAUCAAACGUUAUGACGAUAAGGUGUACAAGGCAUCUGUGGAAAUGUCCAAAGCUCUUCAUUCGGAGCUCAAGGCAAUGGGAAUCCCUUUCUUUGCAAUAAAAGAAGAGCUUAUUCAGCCUGCACCGCUAGGCCCCAGCUCGAAGCCCGAAAAUACAGGUAACAGCACUGAGAGAUGCAUUACCGCUGAGGAAGCAAAGGCACUCCAGCUUCGUAUGUUGGAUCUAUUACAGGACCUAUGCAAGGAAUGA
Molecule: messenger RNA, 447 nt
Organism: Trichophyton verrucosum HKI 0517
Lineage: Eukaryota; Fungi; Ascomycota; Eurotiomycetes; Onygenales; Arthrodermataceae
Exons: 2
Coding region: 1-447 (148 amino acids)
Source: RefSeq, a predicted model, not a curated record